AGUGACAUCGUUUCCCUGCAGAGGACCAGGGCAAGUUCCUUCCCACAAAGCCCAGGGUGGCUCACUUGUGUCAACAGAUCAAGGCUCCAUUUGCUGCUACACAUGGAACUGAGGGGGAACUGUGCCCUGUGACUUUCCAUGUUUGGUAACCUCUGAGAAGUUUUGGGGCUCAGGACAUCAAAAUGAAAGCUGUUAUCCUGGCAGCUUCUGGACUGCUGCUUCUGCAACCCACUUUUUGUCAAAGUGGCAUGGAAAAUGUUGCAGACAACUCAGCAAAGCCAACCUUAACCAUUAAGACCUUUCAUGGAAAUCCCUCAAGUGAUUUUGAUUAUAUUCCAUCUUCUGACAUAGAAGGCUCGAUAGGAGCCACUGCAACUGUAAAAAUGAAGUGUCCUGAAGAAAGUGUUUCAAAUCUCUACAUGAAUAAUGCUACCAUGGGCUAUCUGAGAAGUUCCUUAAGUACUAAGCUGAUACCUACCAUUUAUAUCCUGGUGUUUGUGAUUGGUGUGCCAGUCAACAGUGUGACCCUGUGGAAACUCUUCUUCAGGACCAAAUCCAACUGUCUGUCCAUCUUCCACACCAACCUGGCUAUUGCAGAUUUUCUUUUUUGUAUGACAUUGCCAUUUAAGAUAGCUUACCACCUCAACGGGAACAACUGGAUAUUUGGAGAGGUCAUGUGCCGAGCCACCACGGUGCUCUUCUAUGGCAACAUGUAUUGCUCCAUACUGCUCCUUGCCUGCAUGAGCGUCAACCGUUACCUGGCCAUUGUCCAUCCUUUCACCUACCGGAGGCUGCCCAAGCGCAAUUACACUUUGCUAACAUGUGGACUGGUGUGGGUGGUAGUUUUCUUAUGUAUGCUGCCACUUUUCAUCCUAAAGCAGGAGUACUAUCUUGUCCAGCUGGAGAUCACUACCUGCCAUGACGUCCACAACACAUGCGAGUCUUCAUCUUCCUUCCAACUCUAUUACUUCAUCUCCUUAGCAGUCUUUGGAUUCUUAAUUCCAUUUGUGGUUAGUAUCUAUUGCUACACAACCAUCAUCUGCAGACUUAAUGCACACGAUCAAAGAUGGCUGAGGUAUAUCAAGGCGAUUAUCUUUAUCCUUGUGAUUUUUACAAUUUGCUUCACUCCAAGCAACAUUAUACUCAUCAUUCACCAUGCUAACUACUACAAUAACAACACUGAUGGAUUAUACUUUACCUAUCUCAUAGCUUUGUGCUUGGGUAGCCUAAACAGUUGCCUAGAUCCAUUCCUUUAUUUUCUCAUGUCAAAAAUCACAGAUCAAUCCAGUUCUUAGCUGACAGUGGUGAAAUCAUCUUAGAGAACAAGAAAAGCUAUCUGUGAAAACAUACACACUUGGGGAGGCAUAUGCAAGCAGCUCUAUUCUCUAGUCCAAUUUUUGAGUUCCUAAGAAACAGUAUUUCAAAUAUUAAACAUUACAAAAGCACUAGUAAUUUUUAAAACACUUUAUCAGUAUUUUCAGAAGUCAAUGCAGAGGAAAGUUACUACUAUUCUCUAUGGCAACAGACACAUUUCCAUUUACUUUACUGAUACUAAAGCUCUUGAAAUUCCCCCUUCCCUCCUAUGAGUGGUGUCACCAUCCUUGGAACUUAGCAUUAUUUUUUGGUGCUUAUGCUAAGGACUGCUCACAGCUGAUUCUAUCUCUGUAGUAACUUUUACUAGCGUCCUUCAUCCUCAUCUCACCUCUGCCUCCUAAGCAUUCUCCUCACUGUCAGCCUGCCCUUCAUUUCACACAUCAUGCCAGGUUACUCUUUCUCAGAUACCAGUUUCAAUACAUCAAAAACCUCUACCUACCCUCCACCGCUUCUGGAAUAAGCGAUCGGCGUUCAGGGCUAACUUUCUAACUUGACUUCCUAUGAAGCCUUGGUGAUUAAGCACCAGCCAAAUCUUACUUGGCUAUGAGCUUGACUUUUCCUCUCUUUACUUCUCCCUCAGUUGAAAGCUCAUUCUAAAGUCUUAGCCUAAUUUUGUCCAUUUCCUGAAGUCCUUGAAGGAAUUUUCUUCCUGAUUCUUAAGUUAGAGUGUCAUUUUUCUCACCUGAACUUUCAAAAGCACAUUAAACUUUUUUUUUUAGUCAUGACACUUCUAUGUAGCUCAUUUAUAUACAAACAUUAGCUCUAUAAACUAUAAAGUUUAUAUACAAAUAUUAGCCUUAUAAACUAUAGUUUAUAGCUCUAUAAACAAGUGUCAUAUAGUCAUCCCCCCAUAUCUCCAAAUUCCACAGCUGCAGAUUCAAACAAUUAUAGAUAAAAGGUAUUUGAAAAAAAAUGUGUUUAUACUGACUAUGUACACUUUUUCUUAUUAUCAUUAUUUCCUAAACAAUACACUAUUCCCUAAUCAAUGUAGUAUAAACAAUAUAACAGGCUACCGCAUUUACAUUGUAUUAUUUAUCAUAAAUUAUCCAGUGACGAUUUUAAAGCUCACGGGAGGCGGUGAAGAGGUUACAUACAAAUGCUACACCAUAUUAUCCAUGGGACUAGAGCACAUGCAGAUUUCAGUAUCUGCAGGAAUUGUGGAACCAGUCCCCUGGGGCUGCUGAGGGACAACGGUAUAAUGGAGGUGUUGUCCCUCCCUUCUUUGAGGUUCUUGUGGCCACUCUAGGCCCACAUGUUUUCAAGCUCAUGCUUUGCACAUUACUGGCUAAAUGGAAGAAUAGAAUCCCAAAGCAUCUAAGCAGUAUUAAAGGCCAUUCAGUUCACACUGAAAAGGCAACACGCUCUGUAUGACAAGAUGCCAUCAUUUCUCAAUAGGAUGUGAGAAAGGAAGGAAGUUUAGCUAAGAAUGUCCAUCUAUGGUCAUGUAGGAAUUUAGCUAUUUUUCUUCUUUAUUCUUUUUACUAGGAAUAGUACUAGUGGCUAAGAGUGGGGGGCCAUCAGUGAACACACAUGGGGCUGAAGAAACCUUUAAGCAUGAGGCAUUGCUGAGAUGAAUUGUUAAGUCUGUAGGUACACAAAUUGACUACAUACUUUGCUCUGACCAUUCAAACAAUAAAAACAUUAAAAUACAUACUUUUGAGUUACAGUUUUCUGUUUCAUUGGACCUGGACAAAACACUUGUACAUGAACAGCCAGGCAUGGAGGCACACACCUGUAAUCUCAGCUAUGUGGGAGGUAUAGGUAGGAGGAUUCUGAUCUGAGGCUGGCUC
Messenger RNA from Castor canadensis (American beaver), 3164 nucleotides. RefSeq names its product coagulation factor II thrombin receptor like 2 (gene F2rl2). Gene Ontology annotation, cellular component: plasma membrane. NCBI's taxonomy places the organism in Eukaryota, Metazoa, Chordata, Mammalia, Rodentia, Castoridae. The record is from RefSeq and is a predicted model, not a curated record. Gene Ontology annotation, biological process: positive regulation of Rho protein signal transduction; phospholipase C-activating G protein-coupled receptor signaling pathway; thrombin-activated receptor signaling pathway. Gene Ontology annotation, molecular function: thrombin-activated receptor activity.